Messenger RNA from Schistocerca piceifrons (Central American locust), 5526 nucleotides. It is a transcript of the gene Not3, whose product is annotated as CCR4-NOT transcription complex subunit 3. Gene Ontology annotation, cellular component: P-body; nucleus; CCR4-NOT core complex. The transcript is spliced from 12 exons. Lineage: Eukaryota; Metazoa; Arthropoda; Insecta; Orthoptera; Acrididae. Gene Ontology annotation, biological process: regulation of DNA-templated transcription; nuclear-transcribed mRNA poly(A) tail shortening. The record is from RefSeq and is a predicted model, not a curated record. Bases 377 to 2707 code for a protein of 776 amino acids.
AGCGUAUGUAGACACAUUCAACCGGGGAUGUGGUAUCCCGAAUGUAUGACGCGAUUUACGAAAUUUUGAAUGACAUGUACCCAAUGAAGAAGUCAUUUCACAUCUUCUGAAGGUUUUGGAAACCCUCGGAUAGUUUUCUCAUACCAACCUUCUCAUUUAUGUCGAGACUUAAAAAUUAUACUUGUUUUUCGAGCGGAAGGACAUGAAAUUGGGCUCUGCUCAUCGACUGUAGGAUAGUGCGGCGGCCAUCUUGCAAAUGAACAAAGCCUCAGCUGUAUAGAAUUUAUUAAAAUAUUUGUUGUACAUUUUCGCCUUGUGUUAUUCACUUGUAUAUUUAGACUAUGCACGAAUUAUUGUCCCAGAUGUUUACUUAGCUAUGGCUGCUACAAGAAAGCUUCAAGGAGAAAUUGAUAGGUGUCUCAAAAAAGUGACAGAAGGAGUUGAAACCUUUGAAGACAUUUGGCAGAAGGUUCACAAUGCCACCAACAGCAAUCAGAAGGAGAAGUAUGAGGCAGAUCUUAAGAAAGAGAUUAAGAAGUUACAGCGGCUACGUGACCAGAUUAAGAGUUGGAUUGCCUCGGGAGAAAUUAAGGAUAAAAGCACACUUCUGGAGUUUCGCAAACUGAUAGAAACGCAAAUGGAAAGGUUCAAGGUUGUGGAACGAGAAACAAAGACCAAAGCGUAUUCCAAAGAAGGUUUGGGAGCAGCACAGAAGUUGGAUCCUGCACAAAAGGAACGGGAUGAGACAGCUGCAUGGUUAGCAACUUCAAUUGCUGCUCUUAACCUUCAGUUGGAUCAGUAUGAAUGUGAAAUCGAGUCUCUCUUAGCUGGCAAAAAAAAGAGGCUUGACAAGGAUAAACAAGAUAGGGUAGAAGAGUUGAAAAGCAAAGUAGAGAAGCACCGGUAUCAUAUCCGGAAACUUGAGACGUUGUUACGAAUGCUUGAUAAUAUGUCUGUGGAGGUUAAUCAGAUAAGGAGAAUAAAGGAUGACAUAGAAUAUUACAUUGAAUCUUCCCAGGAGCCAGAUUUUGAAGAAAAUGAAUAUAUUUAUGAUGACAUUAGUGGUCUAGAUGAAGUUGAACUGACUGGAGCGGGACUGCCGUCUUCCGCGACGACUGAUAGCAACAACAGCAAUGACACUGGAGGCACUCCAACUUCCACCACAUCAGGCAAUUCACCAGCACCUUCUCCUCCUCUUAGUACAUUGCACAAUCAUUCCAGUGAUAGUUCUAAUGAAGACAAGAAAAGGGUUAAGGAUGAGGUUUCUGCAAAGCCUCUGAAACCAACAGCAGUUAGAGCCAGCAACAAUAAUUCCUUAAUUAGUUCCAGCAACUGUUCACAAGUUGCAUUAAAACCAGUCCUAAACUCUAGUACACCUAGUAAACCUGUAUCAGGUUCAACACCUAACAACAGUUCUCCAAGUUCUGGGUUGAGUAAUCAUGUUAGCAACUUUGCUGCAGUGGCUGCAGCAAAUACCCAGUCAUCCUCCAGUACCAGCAAGGUUUCAUCGCAUAAUUCCGAAAAUGGCAGUGUCAGCCAGUCUUCACUGGGCAGCUCUCCUCCAGCACAUCACCACCACCAUCACCACCACCAUCAUCACAACCACACAGCAGGCGCGGCAAGCAGCAGUGGAGCUGUUGGGAGUCAGGCAUCCCAGUCUGUCCCGCCGCCUACACUGCAGCAACAGCAGCAACCGUCCUCAUCCUCGACAACUGUCACGAGUGGCAAGCAGUCACAGCAGCAACUGCCACAGCAACAGCAGCAGCAACCGCAGCAGCAGCAACAACAGCCACCACAACAACAGCAACAACCACAGUCACAACAGCAGCAGCAACAGCAACAACAGCAGCAAGCUGUACAGCAGCAGCAGCAGCAGCAGCAACAGCAAAGCCUUGUUAACUCUCUGGACCAGCACCAGCACAAUGUCAGCAGUUGUAGCAGUAACGUCAAUAACAAUAACUCAUCAUCCCCACCAUCAUCGGUGAGCAGUGCUCCAUCUCCGUUGCCAGCUCCAGGAACCUCGACUCCCUCCCCAGCACCAUCGCAUCAGGUGCCGACGCUCAAUGGACCCAUUUCUGCAAAGGUUCCUGAAGGUAUGUCAUCCCUAAAGUCAAUUGCGCAGCAGGUGAUUGAUCGAGCAGGUCUGGAAAUUCCACCAUCUGAACCUAGCAGGGGAUUGUUUGAUAGUAAAUCGCAAGUUUCGGAAACAUCUGAGGCCCACAUACCACCAUUGCUGGGUGUCGCUCCUCUUGGUCCAGUACCUUUGCAGAAAGAACACCAGUGCCAGUUCCAGAUGAUGGAAGCUGCAUAUUACCAUAUGCCUCAUCCAUCAGAUUCAGAGCGGUUAAGGCCAUAUUUGCCAAGAAAUCCAUGCCCAACACCUGCGUAUUACAACCAGACUCCGUUGCCACAUUCGGACACUGUGGAAUUCUUCCAGCGGCUGUCGACGGAAACGCUCUUCUUUAUUUUUUAUUAUAUGGAGGGAACAAAGGCACAGUACCUAGCAGCGAAGGCCCUUAAAAAACAGAGCUGGAGGUUCCAUACAAAGUACAUGAUGUGGUUCCAGCGACAUGAAGAGCCCAAGAUAAUCAAUGAAGAGUAUGAACAGGGCACUUACAUUUACUUCGAUUAUGAGAAAUGGGGCCAAAGGAAGAAAGAGGGUUUUACUUUUGAAUACAAGUACUUAGAAGAUCGUGACCUGAACUGAAACAUCAGACUCCACCGGAUAUGGAUGCCGGUUUUUACCCCAGUGGAGCCAUCCACAGUGAUAUUGUAUAGAACAACUUUUUUUUCUCACUUUUGGCUGGAAUUGGAUUUGUGAAUACACUCAUGAAUCUUUUGUGGAGAGAAAAGACAUUGUUUUUUGGUACAGGUUAUCGUUAUUUUAAGUUCUUUCAGCUGUUCUUGGCAUCCAGUCGGAAGUGCAUUUUCCGGUGAUGCUAUGAAGAUCUCUCAGUGUGUUGUUGAAAUAUUCCUAAGUGGAAAAAAGUGACUGUGAAACUGUGUUUUAGUUCGUGAUUCUUUUCCUAAGAUCUUGUGAUGGUGCAUCUUAAACAGUAUCACUUUCCAAGUUAUGAAUCCCCAGUACAAAUAAAUGACUAGAAUGGAGUAUUAUGUGGAGCAUAUGGCCUCAGCAUUCUGCAUGGAGCCUUCAUAUCCGUGCAAAGUACUUGUUGUGUUGAUCUUAACUUUUGUAAAAAGUACAUGAAAUGAUAUAAAAUACUUAUGUACAGAACAUUUUGUGUAGAAUAUUGAAUAAUAAUUAUUACAAAUGAAAAUAUGUUACAUUUAUUGUUUUGCACGUCUAUAGCUACUUGAAGCUGAGUAGAAUGCAAGAGGCCAUGGCUUGUGGUUAGAAGGUGCUUGCUCAGUAAAAGUGGUUAUCAGUCUAUAUGCAGCUGGAUGUUCAGGGAAUUUCGUAUAGGAGGUUAUUGUUAAUAAAAUGAAAAUACCACAAAAAAAGUCUGUACAGCAUAUGCCUAUACUACAGACAAGAAGGAACCCAGAACUACAAAAAUUGAGGUAUUUUGUUUGCUGCUACCUGGGGCCCAAAUCCUAGAAUUAUUUUCAGAAAUGAUUUACUUUCAAAUCACUUUCAUAUGUACAUGCCUAUCAUCAAAUUAUAACUCUACCCCUCCAAAUCUUUUGGGUCUCUGAAAAUUAUGUGCAAGCAAUGUUAGGUGGUUUUGAGUGUAUUCUAGUUCUGCAGUAUAAGUAGGCAACUCCAGUUUGAUUUUCUACCUUACAGCCUAUACCCACUGCUGUCACAAUGUCAGUUGCAUUUACUUUUGUACUUUAAUUUGAGGCAUUUUCCCCAGUAGAUGUCAUCUGCUGUCAAAUAGCAUUUAUGUUUCUGCAGUAUACAUUUCUGUGAAAUGCUUGUUUAUACAAACUGGUAUAGAUAAUGGUCGAGUUGUAAUAGUAUGUCUAGUUUCUAUGUGUGUUGUUUCAUUGUACUAGCAGUUGCCAUGCUCUCAAUUCUGGCCAAACCUCAGUGUGCAGUCCAUAAAACAAUACUGUUUUUUGUGUGUCCUUAUAGCUCUUCAAGAGACAGAUAAAAUUUUAAUGAAAAUUAUCAACUAUAAGCUUUGAAACGUAUUUUCAGAAUGUAUCUGGGGUUUGUGCCAGGAGAUACUGCCAAUUAGAAGAGAAUGGCAUGAUCUCAGGCUGCUUUCUUGGUUCCACUUCAACACAUUUAGUUUCAUUUUAUUUAUGUCGACCUGCUAUAUCAGAUUAAAUGUUUCACUGCUUUUUGCAAUUUUAAAAAUCUUACUCGGAUCUUCAAACACUGUAAUAUAAAAGCCAAUGUGAUGUAUGCAGAUGUCUUGUAUAUGUAUAUAUACAUAUAUAUAUAUAUAUAUAUAUAUAUGAAAUGUUUUUAUUUGUUAAAAGUAAAAAUCCUACUGAAAAAAAUAUUACAAUGCUGAUGACGGCAUUUCUGUGCAAGUAUUAAAUUAUAUUUUUAAUUUCAAAGCAGACUAAUAUCACAGUGGGUUUAUUACCUUCUAAAGCUUCCCUUUCUUUUACAAUGUUCCAUUCACCACUUUUUUAUGGGAUCCCAGGGUACUGAACUCUUUCGUAGCUGCAAUGUGGAACAAGACAUAACUACAUUACUGUUGGAGGAGCCAGUUGUUAUUAAAUAUUUAUAAAGAGUAUUCUAAAAGUUGUUCUUACAUUACUUUGUCUCUAUGUAUUGUGUUGCAAAGAGAUACACAACAGUUCAUAUAUAUGCAGUAUAUAUUCGUAUAUAAAACCACUGUGUCUUAAUAGAAUUUAAAAGACUUUUAACUGGAUAAAAACAAUAUGUUUGCCCAUACUUGUAGUUCAUAAAAUAUGAUGUUAGUCAUUCUACUUUGGAAAGAUACGUGUUAUUGUGUUGUGCACAUGUUUAAUGUUUGCUGGCUGCUCCAGCAGUAAACUGCAAAAGAAGUACUGCUCUUGCAGUGCAAUAAUUCAGAAAUUAUUUUUGUAUAUUGUGACUUAAGCUGAUGUUAGUUGUCAUUUCAUAAUAUCCCUGAAAUGAUUAUUUUUGAAUACUAAUUCAUCAAGGCUGUUUAUUUUGGGAGCUAUCCUUACAUGCUCAGAAUUGUUAAGACUAUUUUGAACUUGAAAUAUCAAUGGUGUGUUAGAAGACCAGUAUUUGAAUACCACUUUUGAACAGAAAAUCAAAAGUUUGACUGUAAGGUUAUGUCCCAAAUGACCUUGGUAGAAUUGUGGUUGUAAUACAGUGGUCAUUAGAUCUCAUUAUUUGUCUGUAGGUGAAAGACUGAGUUUCACUUUCAAGACUGAUACAGUAUGUGGAAUUAUUAGUUUACAGUAACAUUAAACCCAGUGAUGUCAUUCUUUUAUAUAUAGAUAAUGCCAAAGACUGUAAAGAGCAGAGCUUCUUUUGGUCAUAAUAACAAUGAACUUUCAAAAUAAGUCUGCUACAAAAAGUGACAGGACAAGAAAUCAUUGAGAGAGAAAACUGAAGGAAUACAAGAAAAUGAUAACCUGAUACAAAAUACAGUGAUUUUUGUCAGUGUA